Bradysia coprophila is the source of this 2285-nucleotide messenger RNA. RefSeq lists its product as uncharacterized. The record is from RefSeq and is a predicted model, not a curated record. Gene Ontology annotation, biological process: signaling. Lineage: Eukaryota; Metazoa; Arthropoda; Insecta; Diptera; Sciaridae.
CUAUCUGAGUUGCCCGUGCAAAAUGUCAUUAAUUUGAAUUCCGUUGAUUAUAACAGACGCUUCAAGUGAAAAACUUUUUAUUUUAAUUUUCUAUAUUUUGUUUUGUUAUCGUUAAACAACUAUACCGAGUAAAUAUUUUGUUGCGCUAGUUAAGUUUUCAUUGCGUCGAUUAAUUACACUACAAAAAGAAUGGACCGACGUAAAUUACAUAAGGUCAACGGCCAAACAAUUGGAAAACAUCGACAAAUCUCUUCCAGAGCAAGAGCUAAUAAUAGAGCAGCUAAUCAAGAUGCACACCGCGAAAUGGAGCCAGAAGAGGUACCGGUCAAACUAUCCCGGUUGGAACGAAUGAAGUUGUGGCGUCUUGAGAGAGACGAAAAGAAGAAAGAAGAAGAACAAAAGAAGAAGAAACCGUUCGUUACGGUAGUGAAACGGGGCGUCUUUUUGGAUAAAACAAAUUACGCCGAAUUGAAUAAGCAGCGCAGAAAGCGACUUAAUACCACAAACGCUGGUCAAAAUUUGUCGGUUCAAGUGCAAAAUGAAGCUGUAACAUCUGACAAUAACGUUUCCAGACGUGAGCGAGGACUUAUCACAGAAACAGAAGUUAUUCGUACAGACAAUCAUACUGACAAUGCCGGAUUGCUAGCCAUUCCAGACGAUACGUCAGCGUUGAACAGCACUUUUGAAACUUCUGAAGCUACAGCCACUGUCGUUGAAAACGCAGACUCAGUUCAUAACGUUCAUUCUAUCGCAACUCCAGCCACAGGUGGUAAUGUGCUGAACGUUCCAAAUGUCACCCCUCAGUUGAACACCACUUUUGAGAUGGAAAAUUCGACCGAAGACAACGGAACGUCAGAAAUAAAUGAUAGUGAAAAUCAACCUGCUCGACCUUCAGCUGGUGAUGUUGACAUGCUCACCGUUCCAGAAAACACUUCUGUGUUAAACACUACCUUUGAGAUGCUGAAUUCGGUUGACAAUAACGGAGCUUCGGAACCAACGUCAAUGGAAGUAUCCAAUUUGUUAGCAAUCGUUAAAUCGGAAAAUGUUACUGGCGGAAGAAGACCGUCAAUCAAAUCGACGCCGAAGUCUGUUAAAUCGGAAAAUGUGACUGAAGGAAGAAGACCAACAAUCAAAUCGACUCCGAAGUCUGUUAAGUCAGAAAAUAUUCCUGAAGGAGAAACAUCAUCAGUCAAAUCUACACCGAAGUCCGUAUUGAGUACAUCGUUUACAUAUGUCAGUCCGUUUGUGACGAUUUCACGCGGAAAAGGAAGCGCACACAAAGAGGUUAGAGUUCGCGAAUCGUUUUACAAGCUAGAAUUAAGUCAGUCCAAGCACGAUUCUCCAGCGGUUCGUCGGAAUCGUGCGGCUGCGGACUAUUUCCGCGAACAAGUGAACAGCGAAACCAAUAGUCUCAUGCAGAAGGUUGAGUAUUGGACUAAAUACAAGGCUGAAAACGAUCACGUUGAUUCGGUCUAUGUGGACCAAAUUGAUGUCGCUAUUGGGCAAACUCGGUUGUUGAUCACCAAAAAAUUCAAUCAAUUUUUGGGAUUGUGUGACGAAUGCGAGAAAGGAACCAGUCAACCACCGGUACUUCCUAAGGAUCUUGAAGGUUUUUGGAGUAUGGUGUACAUUCAAGUUGAGAACUGCGGUCUACGGUUUCAAAAGCUAAUGACUUUACAAGAAAAUGACUGGGUCGAAGCGGAUCUCUUGCCAGUAAAGGUUAUUAAACAAACAAGAAAUAGGAAAGCAGCGAAGAAAGGUGGGGCUGCGUCCAGUGGAAUACAAAAAAUGAUUGAAGAAGCCAGACUCAAAAUGAAGGAGAGCAAAAUAGCUGCGACUGCUACAAGUUCAAGUAACACAGAUGGCGGCAACGGUUUUUCGAUGACACUACGUCAAACACCAGCGAGACUUUCGCUGUCGACCAUCAAAACACCGCGAAGUAUCAUAAAAGUGAAAACUCCCGGAGUAAAGCGUAGCACUAAAAGUGUGGCUUUCUCGUUCAUCGAAUCACCGACUGCGUCGCGUUCGUUGCGGGUCGCAGCUACACCGAACCCCAAAGUGAUUAAGCGUAGGGCCAGCACGAGUGGUGUGCCAUCGGAAAAGAAAGGUAUGACAACCGAUGGUGUUUCAGCAUUCCUGACCCCGAACAAUCGAAAAGUUUCAACAGCCCCAGCUACAUCAGCAGAUAGACGAUCUUCUCGCAGACUAUUCAGUAAUGUUGAGAACUAAUUUUUUGAUUCAAUUUUUUAUUUGCCGUUGAUUGAGCGAUUAAAUUUUGUGAUUAU